CACACAGAGCACAUGAGUUCAAACAGUGUUCUGAUAAUUUCCCAAGGCUUUCAAAUCAUUGCUUUUCAAACAAUAUAAAUGGAAUUAGUCACUUUAUUUUGUGGGAUUACUGUUGCCUUUACAGGUAUGGUCUCAGGAGUUGGUGUGUUACCUGACUCUGUGAAUGCAGCUGUUGGAGGGACAGUCAUGUUCUCCACAUCACUGACUCCAACACAAACUCCAUUUAUAUCAAUAGUCUGGAAAUUUGGAGACACAAAUAUCAUCAGUUCAAGUUCUGGUGGUAACUUCACUGCUCCAGAGUAUGAAGGCAGGAUCACUCUGUUCAUCUCUACUGGAUCUCUGGAGCUCAAGAACGUGGCUCUUAGUGACACUGGAGAGUACAGAGUUAGCAUUUUACCAGCAGGUUUUGUACAAGAUGGAGACACUACAUUGAACGUUUAUGAGCCAGUGUCUAAUGUGAGAGUCACAGUCAGCAGCUCAGACUUAGUGGAAUUCAAUAGUUCUUUGACUCUCUCCUGUUCUGCUGAUGGGACCAACCUGACAACUUUCCUCUGGUUAAACGGCAGCACUGAAGUUACAGCCAGUGACAGAGUGCACCUCACUGAUGGAGGAGCAACUCUCACUAUAGACACUGUGUGGCGCUAUGACCAGGGACCAUUCACAUGUAACGUGUCUAAUCCUGUCAGUAGCAGCACCAGUGUCCCAACAGAACUCUCCAUCAACUAUGGACCUGAUGAUGUCAGUUUGAGGACUUCUUCUUCUCUUGAUCACUAUGAGGAAGGUUCAGACGUGUCUCUGUUCUGCUCAGCUGACUCCAGACCUGCAGCUCAGUUUAAAUGGUUUUUAAAUGGAGAGCUGUUGUCUUUUACUGGAGCACAGUUACAACUGAAGAACAUACAGAUGAGUCAGAGUGGAAACUACAGCUGUCAGGCUUUCAACAGCAAAACUCUCAGAUAUACAACGUCUCAGCCUGUGAGGAUCUCUGUGCUGAAGGCCUGCAAUGCUUUGGAGAUCAAACCCUCAGCUAACCCAGCAGUGGUGGGUCAAAGCGUCACUCUGUCCCUGUCCACAUCCACCACCCCGAGCAGUGGGAGCUGGGCAGUGGGGGAGGCCCUCAUACUCACCUGGACCAGAUUAGGUGACCAAGACCAGGUGGCAGUCUUCCCCAGCCAUUUGGGCCGGGCAUCAAUAGAUGGCAGCAAAGCACUGACUUUAAGCUCUCUCAGUGUGAAUGAUUCUGGGGUGUACACCAUGAGAAGCACUGUGGACCCGGGGCUCAGUGCGUCUGUCAGACUCACUGUAAUGGAGCCUGUUUCUAAUGUUACCGCAAAUGCCAGUGCUUCUACUCUGAUUGAACACAAGAUGGGUGCGGUCGUUGCCUUUUGUUCUGUCUCCUCUGGGUCCUCUGUUUCACUGGCCUGGUUUAACAGGAGCUCUGAAGUCACAGCCAGUGACCGAGUCCAGCUCACUAACGGAAACUCCACUCUCACCAUAGUCAAUGUCAGCCGCUAUGAUCAGGGACCCUUCACUUGCUCCGCUUUUAACCCUGUCAGUAACGCAACCAGUAAUGCAGUCUUCUUCACCGUAUACUAUGGGCCUGAUAAUAUGAACCUGACUCUUGGAUCCCAUACCACUGGAUCCAAUGUGACGGCAGUGUGUGCAGCUGAGUCUAAUCCUCCAGCUCAAACACAUUGGGUUUUCAACCAGCAGCUUUUGAACACCACUGACUCUAUACUGGAGUUGUACCAUGUUACUAAAGACCAAAGUGGUUCUUAUUCCUGUUUCGCUUUCAACAAUGAGACCAACCUGAGCCACAAUGUCACCGGAUACCUCGAAAUAAAAGAUGCCACUUCUGGAUCAGAACAACCUCCUGCAGAUUUGUGGCUUCUCUGUGUGCUGUGUUUGGCUGGGGUGGUUUUUACAUUUACUAAUAUAUAA
Messenger RNA from Boleophthalmus pectinirostris (great blue-spotted mudskipper), 1938 nucleotides. Its product is annotated as carcinoembryonic antigen-related cell adhesion molecule 5-like. The transcript is spliced from 8 exons. NCBI's taxonomy places the organism in Eukaryota, Metazoa, Chordata, Actinopteri, Gobiiformes, Gobiidae. Bases 79 to 1938 code for a protein of 619 amino acids. The record is from RefSeq and is a predicted model, not a curated record.